Molecule: messenger RNA, 598 nt
Organism: Harmonia axyridis
Lineage: Eukaryota; Metazoa; Arthropoda; Insecta; Coleoptera; Coccinellidae
Exons: 2
Coding region: 85-504 (139 amino acids)
Source: RefSeq, a predicted model, not a curated record
CUAUAAAUGAUCGGAAUGCUUAAUAGAACUCUCCACUGGGGUCUAUGGUUUUAAGCUGAGUACCUCAAGAAAACUGCAAGCACAAUGAGGUAUCUCGUUUUGUUCCUUAUCCUGUUUAUGAUUGUCUGUGUAUUGAUCAGUACUGAAGUGGACGCAAAGAAGAAAAAGAAAAAGAAAGACAAAGAAAAUGAGGAUGAAGUCAAAGAAGUCAAAGAGAUCGAAUGCAUUCAGUGUGAAACAGACUUUGAAAAAAGUGACUGUAGAAAUGGAACCGAAUCCGAUACAUGCAUAGGAAAGUAUUGUCUUUAUUACACCACCGAUGAAAGAUUUGGCGAUGCUUCAGGAGGUUCAUUCAAAAAAUAUUGGUGGAAGAGAGGCUGCACCAAGAAAAAGAAGACUUGCAAGAAUGAAGAAUUCAGUAAUUGUGUGGUAUGUAAUGAAACACGCUGUAAUACUGAACCUCUUCCUACUAUGUAUCCAGUUAUUGAAAUGGAAGCGAAAUAGAAGAAAACACUUGAUUUGAUUUCAAUACAAGAAAACUAUCGUUUUUUAGGAAUAGAAGCGUGUAGAAUGUCAUAAUAAAAUAUUGUGAAUUUUA